AUGAAUCGCAGUGUGUGGUACGUUUGUUUGUUAACUCUGUGCCUGGUCUUAUCUGCACAGCUGAAAGACCACCGGACUCGAUCUAGACGCUUUCUUAUCUUUCCUCGUCAAUCCCCAACUAGGCAUCAGUUCAUCGCCGGCAUUGGAAUCCCGGCUGAUCUGUCAUAUGAAUCCCUAACCGUCGGUCAUGUACUGAAAUCCGAGUUCUUUCUGCCGUAUAAUGCCAGCGUGUACCGACAAAACCCAUAUCUGCCGGAAUACCUGCCGUCAAGAGUGUCCUUAAAUGAUGGCAGCGACGGAAUCACAAUUCGUCACAUGGCAAAAAAUCCCUCCGAGAUGCGAUGGCAAAUUUACGCUUACAUUGAGCACAUGUUGAAUGGUUAUGGCUAUAACGGACAUGAAUGCCUGCUUCAAGCCAUUUGCGAAGCAAGUUCGAUUCGAUUUUCAAGGAACUUUAAUGUAUUUCAUGAAUUGCUGCACUUGAUGCUAAGUCCUUCCACAACGCUGAAUAAGGACUCAGUCGAAGCUUUCGAUUUUAUGCUGGCCGAAAAAUCUAAUAAGAACAAUUGCGAAAUCUACGAUUGUAACUUUAAACUUUUGGAUUGGAUUUCGAAAGUAAUACGUAUCAAUAUUUAA
Drosophila innubila is the source of this 636-nucleotide messenger RNA. RefSeq lists its product as uncharacterized. The coding region runs from base 1 to 636 and encodes 211 amino acids. The record is from RefSeq and is a predicted model, not a curated record. The transcript has 4 exons. NCBI's taxonomy places the organism in Eukaryota, Metazoa, Arthropoda, Insecta, Diptera, Drosophilidae.